Phragmites australis (common reed) is the source of this 537-nucleotide messenger RNA. RefSeq lists its product as uncharacterized. The coding region runs from base 1 to 537 and encodes 178 amino acids. The transcript has a single exon. Lineage: Eukaryota; Viridiplantae; Streptophyta; Magnoliopsida; Poales; Poaceae. The record is from RefSeq and is a predicted model, not a curated record. Gene Ontology annotation, molecular function: enzyme inhibitor activity.
AUGGCUACCACACUCCUCGCCGUCGCAGCUGCCUGUCUCCCUACCACCCUCGCCGACGCCAACUUCGUCGCGGGCACGUGUAAGAGCUCCGACAACGACCAGUGCGUGGCGGUGCUGGGCACCGACCCGCGGAGCGCCAAGGCGACCACGGUGCGCGAGCUCGCAAGCAUCGGGCUCGACAUCGCCACCGCCAACGCCAAGGACAGCUCCAGCUUCCUCGCGAGGGAGGCCGGCAAGCAGGGCGGCGUGGAGACCGGGAACGCGCUGCGACAGUGCGUCUCGUGCUACGGCGACGCCGUCCUCGCGCUCAAGGCGGCGCGCGAGGGCUUCGACGCCGGCGCGUACGGCGAGGCGGAGGCGCGGACGGGCGCGGCGGAGGACGCCGGGGACCGGUGCGAGCAGGCGUUCACCGACCGCGGGCUCAAGUCCAUCGUGCCGGACGUCGACAGGAGGAUGAAGGACUGGACAAGCGUCGCCAGCGACCUCAUCGACCUCCUCUGGAUCGUCAAACGAUCCCGCCGCCUCUUGCGUGCCUAG